Suillus plorans is the source of this 2697-nucleotide messenger RNA. RefSeq lists its product as uncharacterized. The coding region runs from base 1 to 2697 and encodes 898 amino acids. The record is from RefSeq and is a predicted model, not a curated record. The transcript is spliced from 12 exons. NCBI's taxonomy places the organism in Eukaryota, Fungi, Basidiomycota, Agaricomycetes, Boletales, Suillaceae.
AUGGACGAGCGUGAUCUUUUUCUAGCAGAACUGCUGCGGCACGAGGGACGUGGAGAUCACAUUUCUGAUGCAUGUCCCGGAUGUCCAUGUCUGAAAUCUACUCCUCCUCGAUAUCGGUGUCAAGACUGUCUAGAUUCACAAUUAUACUGUGGUCUCUGUAUCGUCCAGAACCACUUACAGUUGCCUACCCAUCGUAUAGAGGAAUGGAAUGGUCAAUUUUUUGAGCGUCUUUCAUUGAAAGCCAUGGGUCUUCGCAUACAACUGGGUCAUGCAAUCGGCGAAUCCUGUAUUCUUCCAAGGAGAGCAUUUAACAAUGAUUUUGUUCUUAUUGACGCAAAUGGCAUACACGAGAUUGGGCUGGACUUCUGUGGCUGCAUGACCUCUCAGACACAUACCAAGCAACUACUACGUGCUGGCUGGUUUCCGUCGACUUCUACUAAUCCACGAACGGCUGCUACAUUUCGGGUUCUUCAUCACUAUCAUAUCUUGUCCUUCGAGUCAAAGGCCUCUGCUUACGAAUUUUAUCAUUCGCUGGUUCGUUUAACGGACAACACAGGCUUGAUCAGACGAAAGGAUCGUUAUGAAUCUUUCAUGCGCAUGGUCCGUGAAUGGCGUCACUUGGUGAUGUUAAAACGCUCAGGGCGUGGCCAUGAUCCAAGUGGUGUGGCGGGUACUUCAGAGGGUCAGUGCGCUGUGCUGUGCCCUGCAUGUCCGCAGCCCGGAAAAAAUCUCCCACACAAUUGGGAAGAUGCUCCAAAGGCGAAAGGUUGGCUAUAUAGUCUUUUUCUGGCGAUUGAUGCGAACUUUCGUCUGAAAAGACGUGCUGUGUCAUCCGAUGAGACCGAUCCCAGCCUUUCGCGAGGUUGGGCUUAUUUUGUAGAGGAGACAUCUUACAAGUCAUAUAUAUCAGAUAGGGCUGGAGACGUACAAGAGAAAAGCACAUGUUCGAGCCAUAAUGCCGUGAAUAUGGCAGAAACUAAGUUAUCUCAAGGUCUUGCGGCAACAGGAGUAGGUACUGUGGAUUGUGCGCGUCAUAAUAUGAAGCGUCCCAAUGGAGUCGGUGACCUUCAAAAGGGAGAAAAGUAUCUGAACAUGGACUACCUUUUUUUCUCCACUCUACGACAUUCAACCGUAGAUAUCUUGAAUGUGUCAUAUGACAUUGCUUGUCAGUGGCACAAGUUUCUUUGGUCACGCAUGGUAUCUUUGCCGCCUUCCCAUCACUUGAAUUAUCUUGCGAGGACAAUCCGAUUCUUUGUGCCGAAGUUCCAUCUCCCUGCACAUGCACCAGAGAGAGGCUGGUCGAAUAUCAACCCUGUAGCUUCAAGCACGAAGGCUAUGGGUCCAGGCUGUCGUCGGGACACGCUAGACGAUCAUUUCGGCGACUGGAAUUGGAAGAAAGUAGUUGGACUCGGAUCGUUACUUUUACUCAAGAUCAAAGAAGCUCAGAUAGAAAAGGCUGACCAUGGUGCUGCCUUCGAGGAGUUUGACAGCGUGAUCACUUCUGAACACCGCUUCGCAUGGAAGGCUGAAAUGGAGGCAUGGGAAGAAAAUCCGAACGAUACGACAGUCGCCAACCCCUUACAACCGAAAGGCAUCGCAAUUACACAAGCCGGUGCUCGCUUGAGUUUGGCCCAACUCGAGGCUGAGGAGCUCAAGCGUGGUGUAGAUCUAUCACUUCACCCUGAUGUAUCGCCAAGUGUGCUCAUCGCAUCAGGCAUAGACCUCGAAGAAGAACAGCGGCGCUUGAAGGCCAUAGCCGACGGCAUGGGCAUCCAUGCCACGGAUAGACAGAAGCUGAGUAUUCUUCGCAUGAGGAUGUCUCUUCGUCGGAAGAUCGAGUCUUGGAGACAGACUCAACUUCUGUAUGUGCCAUCGGUGCAAGUACUCCUGGCCACCUCAGCAACUGGUAGUCUCAAUGAUACUGAGCUUAUGAAGCUUUGGCUCCCAUCUGCAUUGAACAGUAACGCUUGUGAUUCACGCCUCCAGCAUAUCGAGUGGGAGCUGCAUUUCGCGCAAGCUCAUGAUGCCUUAGAAGAGCUUAGGCAGUGCCUCCGUGUAUACUGCUCACUCCUAAAUUUCAAGAGGGAAUGGAUUCGAGGCCAAGGGGCCAAUACUCGUGCUCAGAAUGCACUCACACGUAUACAUACGAGGCAGGUGGCCUGCGUGAAGCGCUAUAGGACUGCAUGGACCGCACUCAAAUCUCUCGCACCAAUUCUUAAGAAAGCAGAUUGGCAUGGGCGGCUACAGGACCUCUCCGAUGACGAUGUGAAGCCGCUUAUUGAUCCAUUUGCCAGUCAGGGAGAGGGAAGGCGAAAGUUAACGUGGAUUUGGAUGAUGGACGGUGUGGACAGCGGUGCAGCUGGAGGAGAUGUCGACGGUGUUCGUGUGGAAUGGUGCAAAUCUCGUGCACGAGCGCUUCGUUGGAGUGAAGAGGUCGACCUUCUCCAGGAGGAGAUGCGCCGGGUCCUGCAAUUUUUCAAUUGGCAGGCAAACUGGUGGGAAGGACAGGGAGUCCGCCGGGCUGCUGCCCGGGAUGAAAGUUUGCGUGCCUAUGCUUCUCGGCAAGCUAAUAUUCGCCGGCGCCUCGCUGCCCAUUUCCACAGCAUAUGGGCACCGCUCAUGUCUCCCCAAGACACACUGGGUAAUCCGGCUGCCGCACUACCAUUACCCGACUUGACGAUCCCUGAUAUGCCCUGA